Enhydra lutris kenyoni (northern sea otter) is the source of this 2095-nucleotide messenger RNA. Its product is annotated as sphingomyelin phosphodiesterase 3. The coding region runs from base 1 to 1977 and encodes 658 amino acids. Gene Ontology annotation, biological process: sphingomyelin metabolic process. Lineage: Eukaryota; Metazoa; Chordata; Mammalia; Carnivora; Mustelidae. Gene Ontology annotation, molecular function: sphingomyelin phosphodiesterase activity. The transcript is spliced from 7 exons. Gene Ontology annotation, cellular component: extracellular region; cytoplasm. The record is from RefSeq and is a predicted model, not a curated record.
AUGGUUUUGUACACGGCCCCCUUUCCCAAUAGCUGUCUGUCCGCCCUGCAUGCCGUGUCCUGGGCGCUCAUCUUCCCAUGCUACUGGCUGGCAGACCGGCUGGUGGCCUCCUUCAUCCCCACCACCUACGAGAAGCGCCAGCGGGCGGACGACCCGUGCUACCUCCAGCUGCUCUGCACUGUGCUCUUCACGCCCGUCUACCUGGCCCUCCUGGUUGCCUCGCUGCCCUUCGCCUUCGUCGGGUUCCUCCUCUGGUCCCCACUGCAGUCCGCCCGCCGACCCUACAUCUACUCCCGGCUAGAGGACAAGGGCCUGGCUGGUGGGGCGGCCCUGCUCAGUGAAUGGAAGGGUACAGGUCCCGGCAAAAGCUUCUGCUUUACCACUGCCAACCUCUGCCUCCUCCCUGACUCGCUGGCCAGGCUCAACAAUGUUUUUAACACCCAAGCGCGGGCCAAAGAGAUCGGGCAGAGAAUCCGCAACGGGGCCAGUCGGCCCCAGAUCAAAAUCUACAUUGAUUCGCCCACCAACACCUCCAUCAGUGCGGCCAGCUUCAGCAGCCUGGUGUCACCGCAGGGCAGUGAUGGUGUGGCCAAGGCCGUCCCCGGAAGCAUUAAGAGGACGGCCUCUGUGGAAUACAAGGGUGACGGCAGCGGGCGUCAUCCCAGUGACGAAGCUGCCAAUGGCCCGGCCUCCGGGGAGCCUGCGGAGGGUAGCCUGGAGGACGCCUGCAUCGUGCGCAUCGGAGGCGAGGAGGGGGGCCGGCCCCCUGAAGCCGACGACAGCGCUGCUGGGGGCCAAGCCAGGAAUGGGGCUGGUGGGGCCCCCCAGGGCCAGACACCCAACCACAGUCAGCGGGACGGGGACUCGGGGAGCCUGGGCAGCCCAUCGGCCUCCAGGGAGUCCCUGGUGAAGGUGCGGGCCGCGGCGGAUGGCGGCGGCAGUGGGGAGCCGGGCGCCACCAACAGCAAGCUCCCCUACAAGGCCUCCGGGGUGAAGAAGGCGGCUGCGCGCAAGAGGCGGCACCCGGACGAGGCCUUUGACCACGAGGUGUCCGCUUUCUUCCCCGCCAACCUGGACUUCCUGUGUCUGCAGGAGGUGUUUGACAAGCGGGCAGCCGCCAAGUUGAAAGACCAGCUGCACGGCUACUUCGAGUACAUUCUGUACGACGUCGGGGUCUAUGGCUGCCAAGGCUGCUGCAGCUUCAAGUGUCUCAACAGCGGCCUCUUCUUUGCCAGCCGCUACCCUAUCAUGGACGUGGCCUAUCACUGUUACCCCAACGGGCGGCGCUCCGAUGGCCUGGCCUCGAAAGGGGCGCUGUUUCUCAAGGUGCAGGUGGGAAGCACACCUCAGGACCAAAGAAUUGUCGGGUACAUUUCCUGCACACACCUGCACGCCCUGCCAGAGGACAGUGCCAUCCGGUGUGAGCAGCUGGACCUGCUUCAGGACUGGCUGGCUGAUUUCCGAAAAUCUACCUCCUCGUCCAGCACAGCCAACCCCGAGGAGCUGGUGGCGUUUGAUGUCAUCUGUGGAGAUUUUAAUUUUGACAACUGCUCCUCAGAUGACAAGCUGGAGCAGCAGCACUCCCUGUUUACACACUACAAGGACCCCUGCCGCCUGGGGCCCGGAGAGGAGAAGUCCUGGGCCAUCGGUACCAUGCUGGACACAGACAACCUCUACGACGAGGAAGUCUGCACCCCUGACAAUCUGCAGAAGGUCUUGGAGAGCGAGGAAGGCCGCAGGGAAUACCUGGCCUUCCCCACCAGCAAGAGCCCUGGGGCAGGCCAGAAGGGACGCAAGGACCUGCUGAAGGGCAAUGGCAGGCGCAUCGACUACAUGCUGUAUGCGGAAGAGGGGCUGUGCCCGGACUGGAAGGCCGAGGUGGAAGAAUUCAGUUUUAUCACCCAGCUGUCCGGCCUGACUGACCACCUUCCAGUGGCCAUGCGGCUGAUGGUGUCUGCAGGGGAGGAGGAGGCAUAGACCAGCCAUGUCAUUCCGAGCAGCCGGGCCUCUGCCAGCCCUUUGAGCCGCAGCACCUCUCUGGCCGUGUCCCCUCCAGCCAGCACCCCUGGUGCUGGGGGAGGAGGGCAGGGACCCG